Messenger RNA from Bathycoccus prasinos, 1587 nucleotides. RefSeq lists its product with no specific name. The record is from RefSeq and is a predicted model, not a curated record. The coding region runs from base 1 to 1587 and encodes 528 amino acids. NCBI's taxonomy places the organism in Eukaryota, Viridiplantae, Chlorophyta, Mamiellophyceae, Mamiellales, Bathycoccaceae. Gene Ontology annotation, molecular function: sarcosine oxidase activity; flavin adenine dinucleotide binding. The transcript has a single exon.
AUGGUGACAUCGAACACCAGCGGUUUCGCUCUCUUUUCAUCUCCCUCUGUGCGCUUUAGGUGUUCGCACUCUCUUCAUCCUCGUCGGAGUACACGCGCUGCUUUGAUGAUACGCAACCACAGCAACAUCACUAAAAACAAAAGAAUCUCUUGCGGCGACGCCAUCGUCAACGACAGCGUUUCGACGAUUCCUCCGGAAUCGCACUCGAUGUUUGAUGUCAUCGUCGUCGGAAACGGUCCUUUAGGUUCCGCGAUCGGUUUACACGCGUCUGUGUCGUCGUCUGGUAAAAAAAGCGUGUUGAUUUUAGACUGCGGCUCGGAAAGUCUGAGCUCCGGGUCGGACGACCUCGGGAGAAUCGUUCGGCCGUUAGAUGCGGAAGGCAGGGAGGAGUGGACGCAGUUAAACAUCGAUUCGAUCGAGAGUUUUGCAAAGGUACAAGAGGAGAGCGAGAUUGCAUUCUUCGAAAAGAAAGGGAGCUUGAGCGUCGGCUCCGACUUGUUCGUGUCAAAACCGGCGAGCUUGUUACGGGCGAAAAAGAUCGAACACGAGAUUGUAAGAGGCGGGGAAGAGAUAUGCGCGAAGUUCGCGUACCUGAAUCGAAGGACGAUUCCGGAGGAGUACGUCGCGGUUUCCGAUCGAGUGGGCGGAUACGUUUCGCCGCAUAAGAUGCGCGCGGCGUUUAAUCGGUUGGCGGUGAAAAAGAACGACGGGAGGACCGUGGUGUGCGUGCAAACCGCCGAGGAGAUUCUCUGGACGGACGGUGAUGGUGGUUUUGUGAAAGUACGAACGACGGAUGGGAACGUAUACGCGGCGAAAGAAAAAGUCUUCGUCGCGUGCGGGUAUUACACGCAACCGUUACUGCACCGCUCGAAAAUAGACAUGGAGAGUUUAGAAGACGUGAAGAUUUCAAAGAGGACGAUUAUUUUAGCUAAAGUUUCCGAGGAAGACGCGAAAGGUCGAUUUCGUGAUAUGCCGACGAUUAAGUACGAGUUACCGGAAGACGUGAGAAGUAAAAGCGCCGCGACUGACGCGAGCGCCAACGCCGCUUCCGAUCAGAGCAAAAACGAAGCGAAAAGCGUGUACAUUCUGCCGCCGAUUUGGUACCCGGGCCCGGUGCCUUCGCCCGGGUAUUACGUGAAAAUAGGAGGAGGACCGAAUGAUUUUAUGACGCUAUCUAAAGCGGUCAUGUUUGACGAAAAGAAGAGCGGCAACGUUCAAAAUGAAAAAGAAAAGACGCCCAUAGAACAGCGCAAAGAGUUAGACUCGGUUUGGGAAGACCAUCGAAAGGCCACUUACGAAGACCAAAAAGAGGACAUCGAAUCGUGGAUGAGUUCGGACGGCGACCCGGAAAUCGUGCCGCAACUCAAAACCGCGUUACUGCACGUCUUUCCAGACGUCGAAUUUGAAGCGUUUGAAACGAAGGCGUGCGCGACGACGUGCACGUCAAACGGGAGUAUGAAAAUUGAACACUAUUUAGACGGUAAAAUAUGCGCAGUUACCGGAUGCAAUGGAAAAGCCGCCGGUCCGGCGUACGCGAUUGCUCGAGAAGUCGUCGCGAAUGCCAAAUUUGUAAAACAUAUCAUUUAA